AAACAAGCCUGCACAAAAUGUUCAAUACCCGCUCAGCAUAGCCUUAAGUAGCACCGCUGCUUCUUACGUUCAUGCUAUGGCACUCAAGGCGGAGUUCAAGACUACAUUCCAGCCUGCACACGUCAUUCAACCCAUCUACACCGGCGGCGCUGUCUCAUUGAGUGGAGAUGGCAAGCUGUUGGCAAGCACUUUGGGCGAGGAUGCGCUGGUCACUGACCUCGAAAGCGGCGCGCAUCUCGCCCGUGUAGAGGGAGAUGGCGAGCCGGUUACUACGUUGGUCUUGACACUUGAUGCGAGGUACUUGAUUGUGUGCUCGAGAUCAUUGUCGAUGCGCGUGUAUGCGCUGCAACCUUCUCAGGCUCACGAUGACCAACUGGAUGCGAGAUUGAUGCGCACGCUCAAGCCCCACACAACUCCUGUGGUCACAGCAGCAGUGGACGCUUCCAGCUCGUUACUUGCCACAGGCGCCGCGGACGGAGCCAUCAAAGUCUGGGACCUUCAAGGCGGGUAUACUACGCAUACUUUCCAUGGCCACAGCGGCGUCAUCUCGGCGUUGCACUUCUUCGAGGUUUCCCCCGCUGAAGCCCAACGGGCUGUAGACACCCGAAAGCGGAAGAGGAACCAGGGAGAUGCUGAUGUGUCAUCGCUAGACCGGGACAAUGCAACGGCAGGCUUCAGACUGGCUUCUGGUGGCGAAGACGGCAAGAUCCGCAUCUGGGAUCUGCACAAGCGUAAGAGUGUUGCAACGCUUGACGCGCAUGUGUCUGUUGUACGGAGCUUAAGGUACUCGCCAGAAUCGACUCUACUAUUGUCUGUAAACCGAGACAAGACCGCCAUACUUUGGGAUGCAAAGACUUGGCAGCAGCGAUCGACCGUUGCAAUCCUGGAAGGCGUCGAGGCUGCAGGCUUCAUUCAGGAAGGCCGCCUAUUCUACACAGGCGGAGAGACUUCGAAUAUACGACUCUGGAAAACGGACGAUGGCAGCGAGGUGACCGAGGAGCAAAAACAUGGCACGGAAACGGAGGCUGUUCUAGACGUGCUCCACCAUCCCGGACUUCCAUUCUUGCUGUCAGUUCAUGCGGAUCAAACUUUGCUUCUGCACUCAUUAGACCCGCUAGCCUCCUUACUCGACAAAACAACUGCGCAACAGAUACCAUCUCUGCCCAUACUCCGUCGCAUCUCUGGGACUCACGACGAAGUCAUCGACCUUGCGUAUAUUGGCACACACCGAAGCCAUCUCGCACUAGCCACGAAUCUCGAAGAUGUCCGAAUCAUCGCUCUCGAGAGUUCUACCGCGGACGGCCAGCAAGCCUACUUCGGCGCUGAUGUAGCGCUCCUCAAGGGUCAUUCAGAUAUCAUUAUUACACUAUCAGUUGACUGGUCUGGUCACUGGCUGGCGACGGGAGCCAAAGACAACAGUGCGAAGCUCUGGCGACUUGAUCCGAAGAACGCCGACUACGACUGCUAUGCGACCUUCACUGGACAUGCCGAGAGUAUAGGAGCAGUAGCUUUACCAUGUGCUUCUCCACCUGUCCAGUCAAAAGAGUACACCAGCCCACUCGAGUAUCCGCCGAAGUAUUUGAUUACUGGUAGCCAAGACAAGACCGUGAAGCGAUGGGAUAUCUCGAACCAACCAGGCCGGGCACCACGAGCAGCCUAUACUCGCAAAGCGCACGACAAGGAUAUCAACGCUAUUGCUACAUCGUACUCACCUUCGACACCAUUGUUCGCCUCAGCGAGCCAAGACCGUACAGUCAAGAUAUGGGACGUUGAGACAGGCGAGUCAAUAGGCGUCCUGCGCGGCCAUAAGCGGGGCGUUUGGUCUGUCGCUUUCUCACCCCCCGGUAGUCCCGCACUCACUACUGCUGAGAGUGGUGGUGCGAGUAGCGCGAAGGGCAUGAUCGUCACUGGCAGCGGUGAUAAGACCGUGAGGAUCUGGAGUUUGAGUGAUUACAGCUGCUUAAGGACAUUCGAAGGGCACGUCAACAGUGUGCUAAAGACUGUCUGGCUCCCGGCAUCGCAAGCAGGCAAAGGUCGAAACAAUAGGGGUGUGCAAGUAGCAAGUGCGGCGGGUGAUGGGUUAGUCAAAGUGUGGGACGCACAGUCCGGAGAAUGUGCAGCUACUCUUGACAAUCAUACCGACAGAGUGUGGGCGCUCGCGGUCAAGCCACAGCCUGUGUUGUCUGUAGAAGAAGUCAAGACACAGGACAUCCAAGACACGCCCAUGCAAGAUGAGGAGGAAGAUUCAGGGUUUGGUUCUUCUGGCCACGCGGGCACCCUCGAGCUUGUCUCAGGAUCGGCAGAUAGCACGUUGACGUUCUGGCACGACACUACCGCUUCCACCGCUCUGGCUGCGACCCGUCAAGCUACGCAGCGAAUAGAACAGGAUCAGGAGCUGCAGAAUUACAUCCGUUCGUCCAACUACCGGGAGGCGAUCGUGCUAGCUCUACAGUUGAACCACCCGAAGCGGCUGCUCGAUCUGUUUACAGCCGUCGUUAAUAGUCCGCAUGAGUCUGGCAGCUUCACAGGUAAGAAAGACGUCGACCAGGUCAUUGCCAGUCUUAGCGACAGCCAGCUGUGGAGCCUUCUGCGCAGGGUCCGAGACUGGAACGCGAACGGAAGGACGCAUAAUGUCGCGCAGCACAUACUGUACGCCAUUCUUCGCCUUGUGCCGAGAGAGCGAUUAGUGCAUCUUCGUGAUCGGAGACGGAAGGCAGUUGCAACGAGUGAGGACGAGCUCGUUGACGGCAUGGCAGAGCUUAGCACGACCCGAGAGGGCGCCGCGGCCAAGAAGGAGAGCGUGAAGGACGUGGUCGAUGCGCUCAAGUCUUACACUCAGCGGCACUAUGAGAGGCUGGAAAGGGUGAGCGAGGAGAGGUUUGUCCUGCUCUGGGCGUUGCAGCAGAUGGAUGAGGUUGGUGGGGUGGGCGCGGGUGAUGCGAGGACGAAUGGGCACACGCUCAACGGUGUGACGCCAGAAGAUGAAGGCGUGGUAGCCUUUUGAGGAACACGAAGUUAGUAGUACGAACUUUACGUUCACCACUGU
This is a messenger RNA of Baudoinia panamericana UAMH 10762, 3046 nucleotides long. RefSeq lists its product as uncharacterized. Gene Ontology annotation, cellular component: nucleolus; 90S preribosome; small-subunit processome. Gene Ontology annotation, molecular function: protein binding; U3 snoRNA binding. The record is from RefSeq and is a predicted model, not a curated record. Gene Ontology annotation, biological process: endonucleolytic cleavage to generate mature 5'-end of SSU-rRNA from (SSU-rRNA, 5.8S rRNA, LSU-rRNA); endonucleolytic cleavage in 5'-ETS of tricistronic rRNA transcript (SSU-rRNA, 5.8S rRNA, LSU-rRNA). The transcript is spliced from 2 exons. The coding region runs from base 77 to 3004 and encodes 975 amino acids. Lineage: Eukaryota; Fungi; Ascomycota; Dothideomycetes; Mycosphaerellales; Teratosphaeriaceae.